UAAACAUUCCACCAUACAUCCGAAGCCGAAGCCUCACCGGAGAUGCUUGGCGUCCUUACGUCAUAGAAACCAAAUCUUAACUCCGCCUGCCGCCAGUUUAUUUUUGACCUUAUCCCUCCGCUCCGCGCCCUCAAUCGUACACAGACCAGAUCCCACACGACCGCCAUGUUCGCCCGCACCGCAUUCUCCACCGUUCGCUCUAUCGCCCGUGCGGCGCCGCUCAAGCAGGGCAUGCGCAGCUACUCCGCUCCCGCCGCCGGCGAAGAGAAGAAGUCGCACGCGCUUUUGUACUCGUUGGUGCUUGCAGGUGGCGCGGGUAUCGGCUACUACUUCUACGCGGCGGGCAGCCUGCCCUCCGCCGCAAAGCCUUUGCCGCCGGCGAUCCCGGCGCUCACUGGCGACGGCGCGUGGGUCGACCUGAAGCUCGCGAAAAUCGAGCAGGUUACGCAUAACACUAAGAAGCUGCGCUUCGAGCUGCCCAGCGAAGACCACGUCUCCGGCCUCAAGGUCGCGUCGUGCCUGCUCACCAAGUACAAGGGCCCCAACGACCAGAAGCCGACGAUCCGGCCGUACACGCCUGUCUCCGACGAGGGGGAGCGGGGGUACCUCGAUCUCAUCGUCAAGAAGUACGAGGGCGGCCCGAUGUCCAGCCACAUGCACGACAUGAACGUCGACCAGAUGCUAUCGUUCAAGGGCCCGCUGGUGAAGUACGAGUGGACGCCGAACAAGCACGAGCACGUCGCGAUGAUCGCCGGUGGAACGGGGAUCACCCCCAUGUACCAGAUCAUGCGCGCGAUCUUUAGUAACCCUGAGGAUAAGACUAAGGUUACACUCGUGUUUGGAAACGUCUCCGAGCCCGAUAUUCUCCUGAAGAAGGAGAUGGCUGAGCUAGAGAAUACUUACCCCCAGCGCUUCAGGGCGUUCUAUGUCCUUGAUAAGGCCCCGAAGGAUGCUGGCUGGGCGACGGAGGGCUAUGUCACUAAGGAACUGCUGAAGACGGUCCUGCCAGAGCCUAAGUCGGGGAAUAUCAAGGUCUUCGUCUGCGGACCGCCAGGCAUGUACAAGGCGAUCUCGGGCAACAAGAAGUCGCCGUCGGACCAGGGCGAGAUUGCGGGAUACCUGAAGGAUCUGGGUUACACCAAGGAGGAUGUCUUUAAGUUUUAGAGCGUUAUACCUAGUGUCUGGCGGCUAGAUGGCGAGAUGGCGAGAUGGCUAUGUAGAUGGCGAGAUACCCGAGCGUACUUACAUACAUACUUGCCUGUGGGAAUUUCACUUGGAUACUACCGUAUAAAUGUCGUUGCUGUGCGAUUGGCGAGGCAUGAUUGUGGUUCGGUGCGAUUGUGG
Tricharina praecox is the source of this 1344-nucleotide messenger RNA. RefSeq lists its product as uncharacterized. The transcript is spliced from 3 exons. Bases 166 to 1164 code for a protein of 332 amino acids. Gene Ontology annotation, molecular function: cytochrome-b5 reductase activity, acting on NAD(P)H. The record is from RefSeq and is a predicted model, not a curated record. Gene Ontology annotation, biological process: ergosterol biosynthetic process. NCBI's taxonomy places the organism in Eukaryota, Fungi, Ascomycota, Pezizomycetes, Pezizales, Pyronemataceae.